CGGUGGGCGUGGUCUCGUCCGACGGGAGCCAAUCACGGGGCCGCGAGCGGUUGUCACCAAGGAGGAGGCCGAGGCUUCGUCUGGCGGGAGGCCUCAGCAGGCCUCAGCAGGCCCCUUCGCGGGUCGCCUCAGAGAUGAGCGACGCGGCGGCGGCGUUCGACGGAGGAGGCGGAGCCCUCCACGAGGAGGACGACGAUGUGCACAAGUGCGGGCGCUGCCAGGAGGAGUUCAACAGCCUGGAGGCGUUCAUCCAGCACCGGCUGCAGCAGGCGUGCUCGCGGGCGCCAGCUGGUGCUCCGCUACUGCAGCCCUCCGCCAACGAAGGCAGCGUCGCACCGCCCGCGAGCGGCGACGUUGACGUCGACGGAGCCGGAGACAUCGUCGCCGUGCCGCGGGCGACGCGCAGGAGGGCCCGCGCCUCCCCGCCCGGCGACCUGCGUCCGCCCGACUCGGGGGCCGCCACCGCCCCACCGGGGCUGGGGCCGGCGCCGCUCGGCUCCCUGGCGAGCCCCGGACCCAGGCUGGCCGCGCGCGACGGCGCCCCCUUUGUGUGCAGCCUGUGCCCCAAGCAGUUCAAGACGGCCGUCAUCCUGAAGGCCCACAUGGUGACUCACAGCUCCAGCAAGCAAUUCCGCUGCACCGUCUGCGCCACGCAGUUCCACACCAAGGGCUCGCUGGUCCGGCACGCGCGGCGCCACACCGGCGAGCGUCCGUACGUGUGCAAGGAGUGCGGGCAGGGGUUCCGGGAGUCGGGCGCGCUCAGCCGCCACCUCAAGUCUCUCACGCCGUGCACGGACCGGGCCGUGUACACCGGGGCGCAGGCCAGGGCCGCCUGCCGGCCUGCGCACACCGCAGCCCAGGCCGAGAAAGCCGCGGAGAUGCCGGAGUCCGGCGCCACUGGCACCGAUGCCGCCGUGGGGAGCGCUGGCGACGUGGCGAGCGCUGGCGACACGGAGAGCGCUGGCGCUGUAGCGAGCACUGGCGCCGUGGGUAGCGCUGGCGACACCUACGUCUUGCUGAUAACCCCGGUGGCGCACGGCGAGAAGGGAGACAGCGGCUGUGGCGAUGACAAGGAGGGCAGCUCUUCCAUCGGCCAGGGCGGCUCUGCCGCUGCGGACGCCACGAUUGGUCAGCAUCGUCCAGAGGAGCCCAACCUGAUUGGCCGAGCAAUGAAGAACUCUGGCAUCCAGGAGGCGAGGGCGGCGCCCAGUCUGCCGGGCUCUGCUCGGCCAAUCGAAACGGAAGAUUUGGCCGGAAACGAGGGGGCGGGGCCUCGGGAGGGGGCGGAGCCAGAGGAAGGGGCGGAGCUCGCUCCGGAGGCUCGACCAAUGGAGACGCAGACGCCUGCCGACGUCGUGGGGUCCGCGGAGGAGGAGGUGCGGCAACGGGAAGAGGAGAGCGGCGAUUUGAACUCGGGUGGGGGCGGUGACGGUGCCGGGCGGCUGCCCCGGCACACCGAGCCGUGCCCCUACUGCCACAAGCGCUUCCGCGGGCACCGCUACCUCCAGAUGCACAUCCACGGACACAGAGCGGCCCAGCGCGCCGAGGCCAGCCCCAACGUGUGCACCGUGUGCGGCAAGUCGUUCGUAACGGUGUCCGUGCUGCGCAAGCACCUGGCGGCCCACGGCGGGGAGCGGCGCUACCGCUGCGGCGAGUGCGGCAAGCUGUACAAGUGCGUGGCGCACGUGCGCGACCACAUGCGCGCCCACUCCGAGUCGCGCCCCUUCCCCUGCGCCGCCUGCGGCAAGAACUUCAAGACCAAGCACGCCCUGCAGGUGCACGAGCGCACGCACGGCCAGGUGAAGCCGCACGCGUGCCCCGACUGCCCCGCGCGCUUCCGCGAGCGCGCCUCGCUGGUGCGCCACCGCCGCCAGCACACGGGCGAGCGGCCCUUCCCGUGCCCGCGCUGCUCCCGCUCCUUCGCCGAGCACGGCACCCUCAACCGGCACCUGCGUGCCAAAGGCGGUUGCUCUCUGGGCCCCAGUGCCCCUCCCCAUGGCGCCCCCUGCAGGGCCCCCCCCCUCCCGCUGGGCCCCCCCACGGAGGCGACGGAGGCGACGGAGGGGGGCGACCCGCUGCUGGGCGAGGACCCCACGGCCGUGCUGGUGGAGUUCUCCUCCGUGGUGGCCGACACGCAGGAGUACAUCAUUCACGCAGGGCAGGCGGAGGAGAGGGAGCACAGCCCCAGCUUCAUGCAGAGGAUGGAGGUACCAGCGGAGCUGGUGCAGAUGGUGCAGCACAUCGUGAGGGAGAGCCGGGGCAGCGGCGGGCACCACCGCUUCAUCCUGCACAACGUCGGGGUCGGCGAGGCGGCAGACGCGGGGGGGGAGCCGGGGCCCCCCCCGCCCCCACACGGCCCGGCACCCAACGACGACCCCGACGACCCCCACAACACGGAGGUUGCCAUGGCUAGGGAUGGUGCUGGGACGCCACCGGUUGUGUCCGGUGACGGCGGUGGCACCAUCAUCUUGGUGACCGUGCAGAAUGAGACGGGCGCGGAGGAGCAGCAGGCCAUUGCCAUGACGAUGGACGGCACGGGACUGGAGCAAGUCGCCGCGGUAACCGACCGGACCAUUGAGGAGACGGUCGGCGUUGCCAAGCAGCAGGUCAUCUCCGUGGUGACGGCGGACAGGACCGAAGUCGGCGAAGAGUGCGUCGCCAUGGUGACGGACAGUAUCGGAGAAGAGUGGACGGUUUCUGUGGCGAAGGACGCCGUUGGCGUGGCGACGGUCUCCAUCGGGGGAGAGGAACCGGCGUCGCCGCGGUGAUGGGGAAAGCGGGCGGCGCGACUUCGAUUGGAGGUUGGCCGUGAGUGGGAAUCGAACUCGUGUGGCCGCGUUCCUAGUGCAGUAAGAGGCUCAACGCGGAGAGGCCCCCAGGUAAGGCCCGGACGACACGAAACAGCCCACACACACACACACACAGAGGCUUGGCCAAGCAACCCAUCGGUUUCCUCCAAUCGCACGGGACUUUUAUUUUGACAGGUCGCCCGUCAUCCUCACAUCAUGCAGCCCUCCCCCCCCAGCCCUCCCAACCUCGGGGUGCCAGAGGUGGGUGAGGGGGGGGGGCCGUACCUUCUGUACACGCGCAGAGGAGAGGGGGGGGGGUGCUCUCUGGGACGGGAGAUAUUCAAUAGAUUCUCUAUUUACAGUUUCCCCCCCCACCACCACCACCCUAGGCAUCCUGCACUCAAGCUUGAGCCACGGACUGUUCCAUUCAACAUCACAAGGGGGGGGGGAGAAGCCACAAUCAUAAACCCGCAUGCACCCCGCCCGCCUCAGGGGUGGUACAGGCCAUCUACUGGCUCCAGGAGUUGGGGGGGGGGGUGAAAGGAGGUGGGAGGAGUGUCAGUACAUUGCCAUCUGUGAUCAUAAUGAACUCUUGUUAUAAAAACUUAAAACAUCCUCAAUAAAAAUGUAAAAUUCUAUAUAAAAACAAAAAUUAAAAGGCAGUGGGGGUGAUGAUGCGCGUGCCUCUACACUGAAGGCAGCUACACUGAGAGGACAGUGGUUGUGUUGAUUAAGCCUGGAUGAGUGUUGUGGUGGUUGUGGUGGUUGCAUUAAUUGGGGUCGUGCGUGCAAUGCCAACUCGUGUUGGUGGUUGUGUUGAUUAGGAUCGUGCAGCGCAAGAGUGGGAUGAGUUUUGCGAGUUACAGUGACGGUUGUUGUCACGGAGACGUUGGUCGUGUUACGAAUACGCAAUGGCAGCGUGGAUGAGCGUUGUGAUGGCUGUAAUGCAGAUGGUGGUUUUAUUUAUUAGGAUUGAGCGAUGGUUGUGGUGUAAUGGUGGUGGUGCAGUGGUCGUGUUGGUGGUGCAAUGGCGGUGAUGCGAUGAGUGGUACCGACACGCCCGGUUACAUUCUCUUUACGCCGUUACAACAUCCAGUGUGGGACAACCUCACCAUCACAAAUGCGAGGAGGGGGGGGGAGACAAUCACCCGUACCGUGCACCUACACAAAUCAUCCGCGCCACGCGCUCGUACCGCGAUUACACACCCUGCACACGGCCGCGCAGCUGUACCAGUCACCUGUAGAAACGUACGAGACUAAAACUAAU
Messenger RNA from Lethenteron reissneri (Far Eastern brook lamprey), 4056 nucleotides. RefSeq names its product transcription factor E4F1-like. NCBI's taxonomy places the organism in Eukaryota, Metazoa, Chordata, Hyperoartia, Petromyzontiformes, Petromyzontidae. Gene Ontology annotation, biological process: regulation of gene expression. The record is from RefSeq and is a predicted model, not a curated record. Gene Ontology annotation, cellular component: nucleus.